AUGGGAAAACCGCCCCAACCCAUCCCCGGAGACGGAGACGACCUCCCCCCUCCCAGCUACGAACAAGCCAUCAUCCAACCCUCCUCCUCCGCCGCCAGCAACAGCUACUACCAAUCCCCCAUCCUCGCCCCUCCCAUCCCCUCCGAACAGCCCUACCUCAGCAUCAACGCCAACACUCGCGCCGCCAACCAAGUAACCCUCGACCCCGACCUCAGCGCCGACCCUUCGGCCCUCCACGCGCUCGUCGCCCGCCAGGCCGACGUCCCUGCUCGUCCGGUCCUCACCAUCCGCGGCACCCACACCGUGACGCGCUCCGAGAACCACGGGCGGAAACACCGCAGUCGCAACGUCACGGACUUUGACUUUAAGGUUGACCUCUCGCCGUAUGUGGUGGGGUCGGGGCCGCAGGGGGAUCGGGAUGAGGAUGGAUGGCAUGAGUUGAAGGUUGUCGGGGAUGGGGAUGGUGUGAAGCGGUAUCGCGGGGGUGUGUUUCCGUCCAGACGCUGGAAGGGACAUGGGUGUUGCGGGAAGAAGAAGCGGGGAGCGAUCCGGUUGGGUGGUCAGGGGGACGGAGACGAGGAGAAUGUUGGUUUGGUGAGAGGGUCGGAGGAGGGUCGAGGAGACGUCGAGGAGGGACUGGGACGGGGGAGUCCCGGGUUGAUCGGUUGGUGUCAUCGAUUCUGCGAGGAUCCUGCGCCGGUGAAAUCAUUCACCUUCGAACGUUCCGUCUCCGGCCUGGACUCAGACAUCAUCCGAUCGGCGCUGAAAUCGCACCUCCGCGCGCUCAACUACCGCGGCAAAGUCGAAGUGUCGACCGCCGUCGCCAACCGCUCGUUCACCGUGUACUCGCCGCACUGGAUCAACCGGGCGCGCAACAACCCGUGGAUCUUCUACGGCUGUCUCCUGCUGCAGCUGUGGAUCCUCACAUGGCCGGUGCUGUGGUUGCUGGAGCGCAAAUACCGCGUCGUGGAGUCGGAGUGGCGGUUCUCGCGCCCGUCGGGGGCCAACAAUAAGACGUUCGCGCAGGGACGCAGCGAGGCCGAGGUCGCGAAGGAUGUCGCGCCUGUGGUGACCCAGGCGGCGUGGGAGCGGCGACGCGCGGGGAAUAUCCUGACGGCCGAGGAGGUGGAUACGUUGCGACGGUUGGAAUUGGAGGGACGCCAGAGGGGAGGACGAGUCAUGGUGGUCAACUUUGGGGAUAUGGGCGAGUGGGGGAAUAAUCAUCACACGUUUGCUGGAUGA
Messenger RNA from Aspergillus melleus, 1242 nucleotides. RefSeq lists its product as uncharacterized. The record is from RefSeq and is a predicted model, not a curated record. The coding region runs from base 1 to 1242 and encodes 413 amino acids. The transcript has 2 exons. NCBI's taxonomy places the organism in Eukaryota, Fungi, Ascomycota, Eurotiomycetes, Eurotiales, Aspergillaceae.